This is a messenger RNA of Knipowitschia caucasica, 1557 nucleotides long. NCBI's taxonomy places the organism in Eukaryota, Metazoa, Chordata, Actinopteri, Gobiiformes, Gobiidae. The record is from the annotation of a GenBank genome assembly.
AUGUUAUUUUGGGUUACAGUUGGAUCAUGUGUUGGAUCCACUCGCUUCAGUUUUCCCGCAACUGCAAGUGUCUUCUGCGGCUGGAGCCAGAGCCCGCGCCCGGACAGCGCCAUCCAGCGGCGAGGAGGGAGAGGCCACUGCCCGGACAGCGCCAUCCAGCGGCGAGGAGGGAGAGGCCACUGCAAGAAAAAUCUCAUUAUUUUAACACGGAGGUGUGGGAUGGAGGGUUCAAAGUCAUCGACAAUGCAUGUCAGCUUCGUUUGUCAGCGGUGCUGCCAGCCGCUCAAACUGGACACGUCCUUCAAUGUCUUGGACCGGGUCACUAUUCAAGAACUGAUUGCUCCUUUGGUUACAGUGACCCCGAGCAAACAGGCAGACAGCAGUGAAGGAGAGACAGCACCAGAGGAAACAUUUGUAGAGACCAAACAAGACGGUGUCUCUAGAAAGUACAUCCCUCCAGCUCGCAUGAUGUCCACGGAGAGCGCCAACAGCUUCACUCUGAUUGGAGAUGCUUCUGACGGAGGAACCAUGGAAAAUCUCAGCCGUCGACUCAAAGUGACUGGAGAUCUGUUCGACAUCAUGUCUGGUCAAACUGACGUAGACCAUCCACUGUGUGAAGAAUGUACUGACACCUUGUUGGACCACUUAGACACACAGCUGAACAUUACAGAGAACGAAUGCCAAAAUUAUAAGCAGUGUCUGGAGCUGCUGUCACAGCUGGAGGUGGAACAAGAGGAAACAUUAUUAGCAGAGUUACAGCAGCUGAAGGAGGAAGAGGACUCUCUGAUCCAGGAGCUGGAGGCUGUGGAGGAGCAGAGAGCGGCUGUGGCCCAGGACCUGGCUCAGAGCAGAGUGGACUCUCAGCAGCUGGACACGGAGGAGCUGCAGUAUCAAAAAGAAUACAGUGAGUUUAAACGACAACAACUGGAGCUCGACGAUGAAUUAAAAAGUGUGGACAAUCAGAUGCGAUAUUGUCAGAUCCAGUUGGACCGGCUGAAAAAGACCAACGUGUUCAAUGCCACGUUUCACAUUUGGCACAGUGGUCAGUUUGGGACCAUCAAUAAUUUCCGGCUGGGUAGACUCCCCAGUGUCCCUGUGGAGUGGAACGAGAUCAACGCAGCCUGGGGCCAAACCGUGUUACUGCUCCACGCUCUGGCCAACAAAAUGGGGUUACGCUUUCAGAGGUAUCGCCUUGUGCCGUAUGGAAAUCACUCGUACCUGGAGUCACUAACAGAUAAGUCAAAGGAGCUGCCGUUGUACUGCUCCGGCGGCCUGAGGUUUUUCUGGGACAAUAAGUUUGAUCAUGCCAUGGUGGCCUUCUUGGAUUGUGUGCAGCAGUUUAAAGAGGAGGUGGAGAAAGGGGACACAGGGUUCUGCCUCCCGUACAGAAUGGACGUGGACAAAGGAAAGAUCGAAGACACUGGAGGCAGCGGCGGCUCUUACUCCAUCAAGACUCAGUUCAACUCUGAAGAGCAGUGGACGAAGGCUCUGAAGUUCAUGCUCACGAACCUGAAGUGGGGCCUGGCCUGGGUCACCUCACAGUUUUAUAAUCGAUAA